UGCAAUGAUAUGUUGAUUAUUAUUUUACUUGAUUAUAAUUAUUAUUAAACAUUCAAUAUAAACCUGAUGAGUUCAUGAUUGUAAUAAGACCCAUGCGAUGCAGCAAAUAUCAGAGGUUGGUGAUAGUUGAACCAAAUACUGCUAAGUCAAACAGGUAAGUUUUAAAAUUAUAAUGAAGAGGGUAAGAUUUGUCACCAUGUGUGCCAUAAUAAUAGGAAACUGAGCUCAUGUGUUUUUAAUCUGGAUUUAAGUUUAAACAGUAGUACAACUCUGAGGAAGUUAUCACAUGACAACAUUUACUGAUGAUUUGAUUGUACUGCCAUUUAGUGGACAAAUGAAGUAUUACAAUAUUGAAUAGCCAGAAAUUCUACUGCAGGUAUAUUUGAAGAGUUUGGUUCCAAAACGCAAUAAACGCCAUUUUUGAAAAAAAUGAGUUACUGCCAGAAUCGGUAUUAUAUCAGGUCAGUAUUAAAAAGUCAAUUCUUAAUUUUACGCAAAAUCCAAUAUCCGCCGUGUUAUUCUGUCAUCUUUUCUCCCUUUUUUCCCAAAACGCAAUAAACGCCACUCCUCCUUUUUUACAGAACGCAAUAAAUCCGUUCCAGAAAUUACAGCGCACCAUUCACGCAAUGUAAACAAACAAUGGCGGCUCGCUGAGUACACGGAGUCCUAGUUUUCCUCAUCUGCUUUUUACUUCGUGAUCAACAAACAAACAAAAACAAAAUAAUACUUUAAUAGCAUUGAUAAACCUGUGGUGGUUUACUGUGACGGGAAAGAAACGUAAGCAUCAACAUCUAAUAAUUUACGCAAAAGGCACUCGGGAGAAGGGUGCUUGUUUGCCCGGGACGACAGCAUCAAGUUUCUGUCAUGAUAACACAUUGACCCCAGGGGAUCUUAUGAAAAACUUUCCAUAAUUUUACUCAAAGUCAACGAAAAUCGAGCAGGACCAAAACAUUUUACAGCUGAUCGCUGUGAAAAACGUUAAGCGAAGACGUCAAGUAUAACCGCAGCAAUGACAGUGUUCUUAAUAUCACAAAGUAAGUGUUUUGAUUAAUGACAUUAAUGUUUAUUUUUUUAAUCAGUGUGUACAACUGUUAAACUAAAUGAAUAUAACAUGGCGAAGAUGAAUGCACAUUUAUAUAGGCGAUUGAUUCAAUAGAUUUAUAGCAUUUUGAAUAAAAACUUGUCAUGGAUUUAUUGCAUUUUGUGGAAAAAAUAAUCCGUUUUUAUAAUAAAUCUUUGAAAAUCAAGUUAUGGAUUUGAUUUUUUUAUGUUUUUAUAACCUAAAGAUGCUAUGUGAAAGUUUGUAACAGAAAAUAGUGGUUUUCAUCUUGACACUUUCUUUGUAUAGAAAACACGUUUUUACCGAAAUUUGUCAAAAUGGAUUUAUUGCGUUUUGGAACCAAACUCUUCAUUUAUUGUACUGUAAAUGUAUUGAAUAGUUUCUUUUUUUUUAUUAAGACAGUUGUGUUUAUUUCUACAUUUUACAACAAUUUAUUCUGCAUUUAUUCAUUUAUGUACUGACUUCUUUUUUCAUAUUAACACAACUUGAAAUUAAAAUCUCCAUAGAAUAUUUACUUUCACAAAAGCAUAUAUCUUUUUUUGUAUAUAUGUGUGUACAGUAUAUUAAAGUGUAUGAGUGUGUUUGAAGUGAUCAUAUAGUUUCCUGUACCCCUGCACACAACAGGAUUUGAUGUAAAUUUAUCUUCAAUCUUGCAGGUGUUCAUAUCCCCUGAACAUGGAGGGAGGAGCGUCGUUCAUCAGCGCUGACGUUCUGCUGAUAUAUAUGGAGAAAAUCAAAAAUAUCUCUUCUGAUUUGUCACUCAAGUUGUUUGAUGAUUUCCUUUCUUAUUUCUAAUAAGGUAACAGAGAGCGUGAUUGGUCUCUCUCUCUCUCUCUCUCUCUCUCUCUUUACACUGACUUCUCAUUAUUCUCUAUCAGUCUGUGUGUACAGAAGAGGAUUAUGGAGAUCUGUCUCACACUUGUUUACCUCUCCUUUGUAGUAAUGAACAUUACUGCUGAUCUGAAUGUGAGGUUGGUGAAUGGUGGCAGUCGUUGUGCUGGUAGAGUUGAGGUUCUUCAUGAUGGUCAGUGGGGAACAGUGUGUGGGAAUGACUGGGAUCUGACAGAUGCUGCAGUGGUGUGUAAAGAGCUGGACUGUGGAGAGCCUCUAGUUAUUGUUCACUUUGGAGAAGGAUCAGGACCAAUCUGGAUGGAUAAUGUGCACUGUAAUGGAUCAGAGUCCUCACUGAAGAACUGUACAUCAAGUGGAUGGGGUGUUAAUAACUGUUAUCAUAGUCUUGAUAUUGGGGUCAUCUGCUCAAAUUUGAAUGUGAGGUUGGUGAAUGGUGAUCGUCCUUGUACUGGUAGAGUUGAGGUUCUUCAUGAUGGUCAAUGGGGAACAGUGUGUGGUAAUGGUUGGGAUCUAACAGAUGCUGCGGUGGUGUGUAGAGAGCUGGACUGUGGAGAUCCUCUGGGUAUUUCUCACUUUGGAUCAGGAUCAGGACCAAUCUGGAUGGAUGAUGUGGACUGUAAUGGAUCAGAAUCCACACUGAUAAACUGUAGAUCGAGAGAGUGGGGUGUUAGUGAUUGUGCUCAUGAUAAAGAUGUUGGAGUUAUUUGCUCAAAUUUAAGUGUAAGGUUAGUGAAUGCUGAGAGUCCUUGUGCUGGCAACGUGGAGGUUCUUCAUGGUGGUCUGUGGGUUACAUUAUGUGGUCGUGUUUGGGAUAUGAAAGAUUCUGCGGUGGUGUGUAGAGAGAUGGGCUGUGGAGAGCCUCUGGGUAUUGCUCACUUUGGUCAAGGAUCAGGACCAAUAUGGACUGAACGAAUGCAAUGCAAUGGAACAGAGUCCACACUGAAGAACUGUGGAUCAAGUGGAUCGGCUGUUCAGUAUUGUGGUCAUGAUCAUGAUGCUGGAGUCAUUUGCUCAAAAUUGAAUGUGAGGUUGGUGAAUGGUGGCAGUCCUUGUUCUGGUAGAGUUGAGGUUCUUCAUGAUGGUCAGUGGGGAACAGCAUGUGAUGAUGACUGGGAUCUGAGAGAGGCUGCAGUGGUGUGUAAAGAGGUGAACUGUGGUGAGGCCGUACAGGUGCUUUAUGGGUCUCACUAUGGACCAGGAUCAGGACCAAUCUGGAUGGAUGAAGUGGACUGUAACGGAUCUGAGUCCACACUGGAGAACUGUAGAUCAAGUGAAUGGGGUGUUAGUGAUUGUACUCAUGAUAAAGAUGUCGGAGUUAUCUGCUCAGAUUUGUAUGUAAGGUUGGUGAAUGGUAGCAGUCCUUGUGCUGGUAGAGUUGAGGUUCUUCAUGGUCGUCAGUGGGGAACAGUGUGUGACUAUAAUUGGGAUCUGAGAGAUGCGUCAGUGGUGUGUAGAGAGCUGGGCUGUGGAGAAGCUGUACAGGUGUUACAUGGAGCUCACUUUGGAGAAGGAUCAGGACAGAUCUGGAAGGAUUAUAUGCGAUGUGAUGGAUCAGAGUCCACACUGAAGAACUGUAGAUCAAAUGAAUGGGGUGUUCACUAUGGUAGUCAUAUUCUUGAUGCUGGAGUCAUCUGUUCUGAUGACAUCAAUAAUGGAUGGUCAAGACUUGUUGCUGGUUCUCAUUUGUGCUCUGGGAGAGUUGAGAUGGCUCGUGGGAACACCUGGAUGUCAGUGUGUGAUGCUGUGUUUGAUGAUCAGGAUGCAGAGGUUGUGUGUAGAGAGCUGAACUGUGGGGUUCCUGUACAGCUGCUGGGUGCAGAUACUUUUGGUAAAGGAGAGGGGCAGGUGUGGACACAAGAGAUUCAAUGUAGAGGAGAUGAAUCUCAAAUUAACUUCUGUCCACAACAAUCUUCAAACAAAAACAACUGUUCACAUGACAAUGAUGUGGGACUGAUUUGCUCUGGUCACACAGCACAGAGACUGAUGAACGGCUCUGAUAUCUGCUCUGGUCGAGUUGAGCGUCAGUAUUUCAGUAAAUGGGGCUCAGUGUGUGAUGAGUGCAUGAAUAUGAGAGCUGCCAAUGUCCUCUGUAGAGAGCUGAAUUGUGGGAUUGCUGUGUCUGUUGUGGGAGUGGACUGGUUUGGAGAGGGAUCUGGUGAAAUCUGGGCUGAUGUGUUUGAUUGUCAGGGGAAUGAAACAAAACUCUCAGAAUGUUCAAUCUCUUCAUGGAGUCGAGCUGAAUCCUCUCAUAAACAAGAUGUUGGAGUCAUUUGUUCUAGUGAGUGAACUUCACUCUGUCAUUAACUAGUCUUGUUUUUGGCAGCCUGUUUUCAUUUUAGUUUUAGUCUAGUCUUUGUGUCAAGCUGUCAUUUUAGUUUUUAUUAGUUUUAGUCACGUCAUACUCUUUUUAGUCUAGUCAAGUUUUAGUCGACUAAAAUUCUUGCCAUUUUAGUCUUAUUUUAGUCAGACUUAUCCAUUACUAUUUUAGUCUAGUUUUAGUCGACGAAAACUGAUGACAUUUUAGUCUAGUUUUAGUCAGUGAUAUUGUAUUUAGUCUCUUUUUAGUAAUACAAUUCUAUUUAACCCAUAUAGUAUAAUGACCUAAUAGUAUUAUAGACAAAACAAUAUUUUCUUUUAGCCAAACCCAUUUCAAACAAAAGUUAUAUUGUUACCUUAUAAACCCAAGAAUACAUCCAUUCCAGACAUGGAAGAUGCUCUGAUUUGAAUAGAUAUUUAUUUUACUAUCCUCUGAGUGAGUGACUUGACUGUUCGUAAGAGUCUACAUAAAAGUCUACAUAAUCAAAACAAAAGUAGUCUAAGCAAACACACACACACACACACACACACACACACACACACACACACACACACACACACACACACACACACACACACACACACACAAGGUCAAAUGGGUCACACACAACUAUAGUAUGUGUGAGAAUAGAAAUAUGCUAUUGUUAACAUUUAUAAUUGUAUUUUGACAGCAGCACAAACUACAAUCAUACAUAUGUAAUUAUAUAUUAUUAUAGUUUAUAUUUCUGCAUCUGUACGUUACCACCAGUGUACCUAAUGGACUUUGGCUUAAUCUAAUGUGACAAAGCUGAUCUUAAAUGUCAGUAUAAAUUCAAGCAAUUUUGGAGAAUUACUUAAUGUUUUUCUUGUAAGAAAAUUAAAAGUCAGCUUUAAGAAAACAUCAGAUGUCUAUUAAGAAAAGCAAAGUUGGUAUGUAUGGUUAUGUUCUCAACAGUACAGGUGUUUGAUUGAUUUAAUACUCAAGUAUUCAGCGAAGUAUGUUUUGUUUAUUUAAAUAAUAAAUAAGUGUAGUUAUUAAGCAUAUACAAAACAACGAAUGUCUUUAGCAUAGAUUUACAAUGUUUCAAAACGCAACGCAGCACAAUGUCAUUUAAACAACUGUUACAUGAUAUACAU
Paramisgurnus dabryanus is the source of this 5344-nucleotide messenger RNA. The record is from RefSeq and is a predicted model, not a curated record. NCBI's taxonomy places the organism in Eukaryota, Metazoa, Chordata, Actinopteri, Cypriniformes, Cobitidae.